This is a messenger RNA of Symbiodinium pilosum, 942 nucleotides long. The record is from the annotation of a GenBank genome assembly. Lineage: Eukaryota; Dinophyceae; Suessiales; Symbiodiniaceae.
AUGGCUGUGCCGGACGAAGAGAUAGAGGAAGUUUUCAAGCUAUUCGACCAGGAUGGCUCGGGAAUCAAGAUUAAGGAGAUUGGAACUGUGAUGCGAAGUCUCGGCCUGGCGGCGUCUGAGGCUCAGCUUCGCGAAUUCCGGGUGGAGGCCGAGAAGAAGGACCCCGCCUUCGUACAGUUUCCCGACUUCCUGGGCUAUGUCAAAAGAAUGGAAACGGUUGAGGCCACCAAGUCUAGUGACGUGGCCAAAGAACUCGAGGGAAUGAAGGUCGGUUUGCUGUACUUCUUCGACAAGUUGACCUCGAAGCAGAUUCGAGAGAGCCCUCCGGACUCCAUCAAGAUGGCAGACCUCAAGCACAUCAUGUCAUCAGUCGGCGAGAAGAUGACAGAGGAGGAGAUUGAGGAGAUGGCCCGUGAAAUCCGUGCCAGCUGCAAGAUGGAGGUAGAGGCACAGUCACGAUUUCGGGACAUUGCCGAAGCAUACGAUGUGCUCAUAGAUCCACUCAGACGGCAGCAGUUCGAUGCCCAUGGAGAGGUAGGCCUGAAGAAUCCGCCUCACGGCACUGAUUUUGAGCCUUACCAGUAUGUGGGGGAUCCUUUCGAGCUCUUCAACCAGUUCUUUUCCUCAGCGGACCCUUUGAGCGUAGCGUACGAGCCGGAAUUGGAAGACCUGCCUGUGCUCCCUUCCAUGCCAAAGGAGCCUACGAUCGAGAUGGAGAUCGAAUGCACCCUUGGCGAACUCAAGGAGGGCAACACCAGGUGUGUGGUGGUGGAACGGACGCGGCUGGGGCCUGGCUUCAUCCCAUAUCAGGAGAAGAAGCCAGUGACGCUUCCCAUCAAACCUGGAUGGCAAGCGGGGAUGAGGAUCAUCUUCAAAGGUGCAGGCAACCACAGCCACAAGGACAACCAGUGCGAUGCCCAGGGGCGUCCUCGUGCCAUCUGA